AUGCACUCUGAGAGGGAUAGACCGCACUUAGGGUGGCCCGAAUCAGAGGCGGCGGAUGAGAAACCUAGGGUUUGCGGAGGAGGAGAAUCCACCGAGUCGGCUCAGGGCGAGUCGGACUCCGCCGCCUUGAACAAGACGUUGUCUUUGAUUAGGCUGGUUGGAUUGCCGUCGAUUUCCAUGAAUAGGGCUGCUACUGUGUGUGAGCUGAGAAUAACCGUGUACUGUUACAUGUCCAUCUGUCAGUGGCAGCCAUCAGAGGUCAUUAGGUCUUUAACCCAGUUUAGUCUUCUGUCAAUGCCCUCCAGAAGUGGGACAGGUUUGCCAAUGUGA
Messenger RNA from Striga asiatica, 330 nucleotides. The record is from the annotation of a GenBank genome assembly. Lineage: Eukaryota; Viridiplantae; Streptophyta; Magnoliopsida; Lamiales; Orobanchaceae.